This is a messenger RNA of Leguminivora glycinivorella, 2055 nucleotides long. RefSeq lists its product as uncharacterized. The record is from RefSeq and is a predicted model, not a curated record. The transcript has a single exon. Gene Ontology annotation, molecular function: RNA-DNA hybrid ribonuclease activity; nucleic acid binding. The coding region runs from base 1 to 2055 and encodes 684 amino acids. Lineage: Eukaryota; Metazoa; Arthropoda; Insecta; Lepidoptera; Tortricidae.
AUGCUAAAGACACUGGAAAGAUUAUGUGACAAAGAGCUCAAGGAAACGGCAUUGAAGAACAUACAAAUCCACCCAAACCAACAUGCCUACAGUCAAGGUAAAUCGACAGAUUCAGCGCUACACGCUGUAGUUAGUAACAUAGAAAAUGCGCUAAUGAUGAAGAAUUCUUGCCUGGGAACCUUCAUUGAUAUAGAGGGAGCCUUUGAUAAGACCAAUUUCAGCAGCAUUCAACAAGCACUACAAAGACACGGAACAAAUCCACUCAUAAUUGGAUGGAUAAUGAAUAUGUUAAGACAAAGAAGAAUAAAACUAUCCGAAAAUCAAGACCACCAGGCACUAGUUAUGAGGGGAUGCCCCCAAGGAGGGGUACUGUCGCCACUACUCUGGAACUUGGUGGUAAAUGAUUUGAUAACAAAACUGAACGAAAAGCACUUCAUUACCAUAGGAUAUGCAGAUGACUUAGUCAUACUAAUCAGCGGCCUGGUAAUCAGUACACUGUGCAAUCUCACACAGACAGCACUGAAAAUAGUAGAGAAAUGGUGCACGGAGAAUGACCUAUCGGUAAACCCUAAGAAGACCGACACAAUUCUCUUUACACAUAAACGGAAAUUGGGCAUAUACGAAAUGCCGACACUAUUUGGCACACGACUGACACUUUCAAAAGAGGUGAAAUAUCUAGGCAUAAUCCUCGACGACAAACUCAACUGGAGUAAACACCUAGAACAAAAACUAAGCAAAGCAACAGUGGCUUUCUGGCAAUGCCGAAGGAUGGUGGGCAAGAAAUGGGGUCUUGCUCCCCACAUCAUACUGUGGCUAUACAAAAUGGUAAUAAUGCCGAUGAUCAGCUAUGGUGCUAUUGUAUGGUGGCCCCGCACCAAGCAAACCACGGCAAUAGACAAGCUAAAUAAAACACAACGACUAGCAUGUGUAGCAACAACGGGAUGUAUGAGAACCACUCCGACAGCAGCGUUAGAAAUAAUGCUAGGACUCUUACCCCUACACAUAUAUAUACAAAAGGAAGCUGCAGCCACAGCCCUCCGACUGAAAGACCUAACCCUAUGGACAAAACUCAACUCAACGCACAGAAUAAUAUAUGGCGACAUGAUCUCAAAACUGCCGAUGCUAGAAGCGCCAGUGGACAAAAUACCAAAAACCACGAUCUUCUGCAAAAAAUACACGACAUUGCUAACAGAAGAUCCAAAAGAAGGACUACACCAAACAAAUCUAAGAAUAUUUACAGACGGAUCAAAAACAAAAGAGGGAACAGGGUGUGGAGUCUUCUCAGAAGAUUUAAACAUACACAUAUCCAAGCCCCUAGGUGAACACAGUACGGUAUUCCAAGCCGAAUGUGUAGGAAUAAUAGAAGCUUGCAAUGCCAUAAAGAGACGACAGGUAAAACAUGGAAACAUACUGAUACUAUCAGACAGCAAAUCAGUGCUUCAGGCACUAGACAGCCCGAAACUUACCUCGAAACUAAUACUAGAAUGUCAUCAAAGACUCACUGAAGUGUGUGAAGAGGACAACAAAGUAACACUACAAUGGAUAAAGGGGCACAGUGGAUCAAGAGGGAAUGAUGCAGCGGAUGAACUGGCCCGAGAAGGAUCAGCCACACCGGCAUAUGGCCCCGAACCCAUCAUACCCCUACCAGUAUCAUAUAGGAAAAACCAACUUAGUCAACACUACAAACAGCUACACAACAAAUACUGGGUAGAGUUAGACACAUGUAGACAAACUAAAGAAACUCUUGCUGAACCUAAUACAAAGCUCACAAAAAUCCUACUCAGAACACCCAGACAGCAACUGCGCAAACUAGUAGGAUUAAUGACAGGACACAACACACUGAACAAACACCUCAAUAACAUAGGUAUAACCGAUAGCCCCAUGUGCAGAGCGUGCAUGGAAGCAGAAGAAACCACCAAACACUUUCUUCUAGAGUGUAAACAGGUAGAAGUAUAUAGGAACAAGUAUCUAGGUACGCCAAACACACUGAAAGAGGUAUUUAGCAACCUGAAAACACUGCUAGGAUUCGUAGAGGAGCUAGGGUGGUUGGAGUAG